Talpa occidentalis (Iberian mole) is the source of this 4711-nucleotide messenger RNA. Its product is annotated as tripartite motif-containing protein 44-like. The coding region runs from base 33 to 299 and encodes 88 amino acids. The record is from RefSeq and is a predicted model, not a curated record. Lineage: Eukaryota; Metazoa; Chordata; Mammalia; Eulipotyphla; Talpidae. The transcript has 3 exons.
UCAUCUGUGUUCUACAGGUACCUCGGGGCCAGAUGAAGGUGUUUAUACAGCAGGAAUUUAAGGAAGUUCAGAAAGCAAUUGCUGACGAGGAGGAGAAAGCCCUUCAUUUAGUAGACAUCCAGGAAGCAAUGGCCACAGCUCAUGUGGCUGAGAUAUUGGCAGAUGUCCAGUCCCACAUGGAGAGGUUGAUGACCCAGAUGGCCCAAGCCAAGGAACAACUUGAUACCUCUAAUGAAUCAGCUGAGCCAAAGGAAGAGGUGAUGAAGACGGACCCAGCAGUGCCAGUGACACACACGUGAAGGCUCGCAUCCCUGGUGGAAAAGCACCUCUUCCCCACGUGUGUAUGUGAUGGCAUGUCUGAUAGCAUCUGGUGUCUGUGAAAGCUGCCCGGCAACAAAGAACUUCACUGGCUGCGCCCCCAGACCCACCACAGGCACAAGCUCCUCAAGGGAUGGCCCCUCUGGGCUUAUUGACUGUGCUUCUCAUUCCCUUGUGUGGUAGGUGAGGAGACAGCUCCCUUGACCAACCAGGAGUGAUUACGAAGGGUGCCUUGGCACAUUCCCCCAUGGCUACUGUGGGCUUUCUCAGGAAAGCUACCCACUGUAACUGCAGACCCACACAGUACCACUUCAUGAGGAAGGAUCCAGAAUCAUCUUGACGGGUGGUCUGAAGUUGUUUCCCUACCUGGUAGUAGGGAAAAGGUAUGUAAAAAAUGAGGCCAAAAUAGAAUCAAAUCAAUCCAUGUAGCAAGUCUCUAAAAGUCCAGGUAGACAUUUGUGAAAAUGUGAGUUCAUGCAUUCAGAUGGAUGAUUUGAAAAUGGGGUUAGAGAAAGAGUUAAAAGUAAGAAAUAUAUGGAGCUAUUUUUAGUACAUGAGGCUAUCCAGGACGUCAGAUUCAUAAUUCAGUGCAGUGGAAAUGAAAAAAUGAUUGAAGAGGUAGAAAGGAAAUGACCUUAAAAAAAAAGAGAGAGAGGGCCAAAGAGAUCUGAUGAGGAGUUGAAAUCAGUAUUUCUGAACUCAAAUUGCCUGAGUUUCCAAAAUAGUCACUGGAGAAUCUGACAGAACCUGAAUUAUUUGGGUGAAUCCUGCAGGUUUUAUAAGUUUUGUCACAACCUAAAAGACUGGAAUGUCUAUUACCAAAUAGGAAUUUUCAUUGUGGAUUUUUCUCCCCCUUCCCCAGCUUAGCCUCAUGUAGUUUAAGUGCAUUCUGGUCUGUGUGGUGCAGAGUCCAGCUCCCCCUCCAGGCAGAUCGGCCCUGCAUGGACUCUGGGUGAAACCCCUCUAGCCAUGGCACCUCCCCCACCCCCUUCUCCCCUUCCCGCAGACCCCCAGGUGUGGGGGUCCAGGUGACCCCCACAGGUGCCUCUCUCCUCCAGAGCAGCCCGGGCAGACACACCCUUGGGCUGACUUUUGGCUUCUCCCCACUGCCAGAACACAUUUCCUUUCAACCAAGUUUUUACCCCCCGACUAGGCAAUGAUGUGCCGGAAGAACACAAGCCUGCGAACUGAAAAACCUGCAUCUCCUGAGGCAUCAGUUUUACUUAAGUGCUUUGGAGCCAGGGAUGACAUUUUUAUAUAAAACAAACAUAGUUAUGUUAUGAACUAGAUGUUCAUACACAUAAACAGUUAAGAUAAAAUGGGAGACUUCACAGGUAAUUCGUAUUUGCAAAUGGGAUACGUGUUCCUUCUGCUCUGCCUCUAGUGGCGUUUUGGGUUCACUUCUGAGUACAGUGGAACUGCACCCAACAGCCUGGGGGCUGCUGCUCACUAGCUCACUAAGGACCUAGAUUUCUAGUGCUUCUGAGGCCAAAACAAGGGAGCCCACUACCGGGUGAUCCCUCCCCAUCUGCCUACCCGGGAUCUCAGUGCCUAUGCAGAGCAGGGGGCAGCUGAUUGGCGAGCAAGCGCGCAGGAUGAUUCUGAGGCAGAAGCACGCUUGUUGCAGGAGUGCCGUGUGCCAUGAAAUGACUGUUCCUCUGUGGGCAGGAAGCUGCAGGCCCGUCACGCUUCUUGGUUAGGGCUACCCUAGCUCACUAAAUUGCCAGGAUAUUGGGGCUAAGUUUGGACUGGUUUUUUUUUAUUAUUAUUAUUAUUUUCUCUCAAACUGGUGGCCAGCAACUGGUAAAGAUAAUGCUGUUUUGCUAUCUACCUGCAGAAACCAGAGUAUUUUGCAUUCCACUAAUUACAGCUCUAACCAUAUCCAACACAACUACCCUUGAAGGAGGACCAGCUUCUUUAAAAAGUCAAAAAAUCAGAAGAUGAAGUGGAUUUUAGGGUCUGGAGGCUUUGUUAUCUUUCCUCCGAAAUAAUUGUUUAAUCUCCUUAUCUUAGCUGAGGGCAGAUCAGCGGCCCCUGUAUACCCAACUAGGUAUUAUUCCUUUAAAUCAGUAUUUGGGAAACCCAAGCAUUUAUGCGGUGGAUAUGAUUAGAAAUAAAAGAUACAUGCCAGCUUAUCUCCAUAAAUUAUCAUAUCUGUGUAAUCCUCAUGGAAAGCACUUUUGCUUUUACUUGGAAAGGAUUUCAGAUUUGCUUUAUGGGCUCCCGCUGUCUUCAGCACCUGAUGAAACUUUAACCAGGGAAGCAUUAAACACAGCACAGCAGCUCUGCCCAGGCUCUUGAGUUCCUGCUGGCAGCAUUUAUCAACGUGCGAACUAGGAUGCUUCCUGCAGUGGCACCGGCUCCCCUCAAAGCUAGCGCAUGCUGCUUGGCCUGAAGCCCCAACAUGACGAGUCUCCCCGCUCCUGCCAGGCCAGUAAAAGUUGGCAUGUUCAAAAUUGUGUCCUGACUGGCGGCAGGGUUUGCAGAAAUCUCUAGGGAGAAGUCAUCCAGGGAGACAGGUAAUGAAUGUCUCCAGAAUGAAUUAGGUCCUCACAGCAAUUCCUGGCUGCCUUCCAAAUGAUGGGUAUCUGGACACUGAGAGGUGGUUUGUUCUUUGAUUUGAUGUCAUUAAAUUCAGGACACUUCCAAGAAGUGCGUUGAGUCUCGGUCUGACAGCCCAGGAUGGGACAGGAUCUCAACUGGGGUCCAGCUAGGAGCGAGUCUCUGUGUGCUGUAGGCCCCCAUUUCUCGGAUGAAAAAUGAAUUUGUAGUGAAAGAGUCACUCACCUUGUGUUACACAGCUAGGAAAGUAGAACCAGCUCUCCCUAAUUCUGGGGACCAUGGAACACCUAAAAUACAGAAAGAAAUGAAGGCCUCAGCCACCGCCUGCAGUGUGACCGUCCCAGUUUUUCAGCAUGGUAUUUUGUGGCUGUAGUUUGGAUGCAGAAACGGCAUUGAGACAGCCUCAUUCUCCUUCUUUGGUGGGAUCAUUAAGUAAGUUAAUUCCAGCCUGCUCCAGGAGUUAGGGGAACCUUCCCUCUUUCAUGCCAACCCCCAUACAUAAUGUUUCUAGACCUUCGAGAGUGUAGAACUUCUCAGUAAUAGCAAAAGUGAAGGACGUUCUGCUCUCAGACUUUUGAAAAUGCCUGCUGCUGCAGGAAAGGGAUUCAUGGUGCAGUAAACCAGCCACUUCCGUGCUCUUCAGAAUGUGUGGACCCAAGCCCUGGCCCAUCUAGACCCUCCUGCGCGUACCCAACAUGUGUGUGUUUAUUCUUAUUAACAUGCAUGUAUAUGUAGAUACAUACACGCAUACAUCACGGAAUAAUAGAAAUUCAAAGCAGCCCCCCAUCGCAUGGCACGCCAUUUAGCGCCGAGGCUUCUGCCAGCCCUGAUUACAGGCGUCACCAGAUAAUUGGAAUUUAGGUGCUUGCUUUCGAGAUAUUCACAAGAAGAACAACUCCUUAGCCAAGGUUGUCAGCUCCUGACACCCCGAGGAAGCUACGCUCAGCCCAACCCCAGGAUGUCUGAUGACUUGGGAAACUCGGAAACCAAACCUGAGGGCACCGCUGCAGGAUCCACCACCUACAGUAGUGGCAGCACCUAGGAAGUAAGUGCUGCCCACCUAUAAAAUAUUUUCUGCCAUACCUGAAAUGCCACACUUAUAUAAAGAUUGUUCCAUACAAGCUUUUUUGAGAAGAAAGUCAUUUGCAUACUUACUCAAGGCCUCCACAUCCAUAAUUUUCUGUAAUAAAAAAAACCAGGUCUCCUUAUGGGUCUUUCCAGCCCAGCUGUAAGGGAAAAGACCCAUAGGGCAGAUAGAGAUCUCAUUAACAUUGCCUUUGCCCAUCAGUGUCUCUGAAGCCCUCACCCAUUGCAAGAGCCCUAAGCCCUGGCAGUUCCUCCCUCCCGGGGCAGGUAAAACAGGGCCAUUUGGAACUGAAACACACUGGGACCAGCAGAACAGGAUCAGAGCAGGAAAAUGAAAAUAACUGAAGGUACUUGUGGGUAUACUGGCACCAAAAAAAAAGCGACAGAAUCCAUGCUGGGCUUGAUAGGACCUUGAGGGGACAGUAGAUUUAUACUUGACGUGAGUUAAACUUGACCAGUCUCUCUGCAGUAACCGGCUGCACUGCGUGGGUGGGAGAGGACGAAGGAAUCAUGUCCUCUGCCUGUUUUCCCCUGUACGGUCACAUUCCUCCCUUAGUCAUCUUCCCCUUUCACCCUUUACGUUAAACAAGGGAACACUCAAUCUUUCAAGGGAAUUACAUGUUUGAGUUAAUGUUUCAGUAUAUCAUUUUCAUACUGUAAAUUAUUUUGUAAGAAAGAUUUACCGCUACCCCAGGAUGUUUGGACUCAGCGCCCCGGUGCAUUUGGAAAUCAAUAAACUAUUACU